GGUGGCGCCCCACGUGACGCGCGGCGCCCCCUCCUUCCUGCGGCGCGGCCAUGGCGGCGGGGCGGGUGUGUGAGGCGGGCUCCGCCGAGCAGCUCCAGCGGCUGCUGCAGCAGAAGGAGCGGUCCCUUGUAGUUGUCCACUUCUGGGCACCAUGGGCUCCUCAGUGUGCUCAGAUGAAUGAUGUUAUGGCAGCACUGGCAAAGGAGCACACGCAGGUUGUGUUUGUGAAGCUGGAAGCUGAAGCUGUGCCUGAAGUAUCUGAAAAAUACGGAAUUAGUUCUGUUCCAACGUUCCUGUUCUUUAAGAACUCUCAGAAAGUGGACAGGUUGGAUGGUGCGCAUGCCCCCGAGCUGACCAAGAGAGUGCAGCGCCACGCGUCCAGCAGCUCCCUCUCUGCUGGUUCCAACGGCAGUGUGAAAGAAGAUCUGAAUGUGCGCCUCAAGAAACUCAUCAACGCUGCCCCGUGCAUGCUCUUCAUGAAGGGGACUCCAAAAGAGCCCCGUUGUGGUUUCAGCAAGCAGAUGGUGGAGAUUCUGGACAAGCAUGGCAUUUCAUUUAGCAGUUUUGAUAUUUUCUCUGAUGAAGAAGUUCGUCAGGGGCUGAAAACAUAUUCUAACUGGCCAACUUACCCACAGUUGUAUGUAUCUGGGGAGCUCAUAGGUGGACUUGACAUUGUCAAGGAACUUGAAGCCUCUGGAGAGCUGGACACGGUCUGUCCGAAGGCAGAGAAGUUGGAGAGCAGGCUUAAAGCCCUGAUAAACAAAGCUCCUGUGAUGCUUUUCAUGAAGGGAAGCAAACAGGUGGCAAAAUGUGGCUUCAGCAAGCAAAUUGUAGAAAUCAUGAAUAAUACUGGCGUUGAUUAUGAGACAUUUGACAUACUGGAAGAUGAAGAGGUGCGGCAAGGAUUGAAAACCUAUUCCAACUGGCCAACGUACCCACAGUUAUAUGUGAAAGGUGAACUGGUCGGAGGGCUGGAUAUCAUUAAGGAACUAAAGGAAACUGGUGAAUUGCUGCCUGUUCUGAAGGGAGAAAAUUAAUAGCAAAAGGACAUCAAUGGGAACAGGAACACUUUGAACACUUACUCACUUCUAGAUAUCAGAGCAAUAGGCAACUUAGCCCCGUGGAACUGAUCAGGAGUAAAUAAACACAGCUUAUGUCCUCUGGGUGUUUCACGAGACCACGCUACAUAUGAAAAUGUGUUUCCACUGAAGAUACAAACAUGUCUAGAUCUACAAAUGCAAUUAAAAUAUGAUGCUGAAGAA
Messenger RNA from Pezoporus occidentalis (night parrot), 1262 nucleotides. It is a transcript of the gene GLRX3, whose product is annotated as glutaredoxin 3. Bases 51 to 1037 code for a protein of 328 amino acids. Gene Ontology annotation, biological process: intracellular iron ion homeostasis. The record is from RefSeq and is a predicted model, not a curated record. Lineage: Eukaryota; Metazoa; Chordata; Aves; Psittaciformes; Psittacidae. Gene Ontology annotation, cellular component: nucleus; cytosol. The transcript is spliced from 11 exons.